AUGGCUGGCAAAAGCUACGGCUACUACCGGCUCCUCAUCUUUGCUGCCAUGUACGUUGGCUACACCCUGUACUACUUCAACAGGAAAACGUUCUCGUUUGUGAUGCCCUCAAUCAUGGAGGAGAUAGAGCUCGAUAAAGAUGACUUGGGUCUGAUCACCAGCAGCCAGUCGGCAGCUUACGCCGUUAGCAAAUUCAUCAGCGGAGUCCUUUCCGACCAGAUGAGCGCCCGCUGGCUCUUCUCCUCCGGCCUUCUGCUCGUGGGCGCCGUCAACGUGGUCUUCUCCUGGAGCUCAACGGUGCCCAUCUUCGCGGGGCUGUGGUUCCUCAAUGGGCUAGCCCAGGGCCUUGGGUGGCCCCCCUGUGGGAAGGUGCUCCGCAAGUGGUUUGAACCCUCCCAGUUUGGGACCUGGUGGGCAGUCCUCUCCACCAGCAUGAACCUGGCCGGAGGGCUGGGCCCCAUUGUGGCUGCUCUGAUGGCGCUGAGCUACGACUGGCGCACAACCCUGGCUCUCUCUGGCUCGGUGUGUGUGGUCGCCUCCUUUGUAUGCCUUCUUCUAAUUAAGAAUGAGCCCUCAGAUGUGGGGCUGCCCAACAUUGAGCUGGGGCCCAAGAAAGGGAAAAAGGGCCCCUCAUCAGAUGCCAGCACCCUGGCCGAGCUGCUGCUCUCCCCAUACCUCUGGGUCCUGUCGACUGGCUACCUGGUUGUCUUUGGUGUGAAGACGUGCUGCACGGACUGGGGGCAACUGUUUCUCAUCCAGGAGAGAGGGCAGUCGACGCUUGUGGGAAGCUCAUACAUGAGUGCCUUGGAAGUCGGGGGCCUGAUGGGCAGCGUUGCAGCUGGCUAUCUUUCAGACCGAGCUGUGGCCCGGGUGGGCCUGUCGCAGUACGGGAACCCUCGGCACGCACUUCUCCUCUCCAUGAUGGCAGGCAUGUCUGCUUCCAUGUACCUCUUCCGGGUCACGGUCACAAGCAGCUCUCCCCAGGAAACGAGCUCUUGGAUUCUCGCCUUCCACCCUCUUGCUAUCCUUGUGGGCUUAACAGAACACGAGUUGUGGAUCCUGAUAUUAGGAGCUAUCUUUGGAUUUUGUUCUUAUGGACCAAUUGCAUUGUUUGGCGUUAUAGCCAAUGAAAGUGCUCCGUCCAACCUGUGUGGAACGUCUCAUGCCAUUGUUGCGCUAAUGGCCAACGUGGGAGGCUUCCUGGCCGGACUGCCCUUCAGCACUAUCGCCAAGCACUACAGCUGGGGAACGGCCUUCUGGGUAGCGGAAAUGACAUGCUCUGCCAGCACAGUGGCCUUUUUCUUCCUGAGGAACAUCCGCACGAAGAUGGGCCGUGUGCCAAAGAAGGUGGACUGAAGCCCAAGAGUGAUGCAGCCAUGG
Messenger RNA from Euleptes europaea (tarantolino), 1380 nucleotides. RefSeq names its product 40S ribosomal protein S25-like. The record is from RefSeq and is a predicted model, not a curated record. The coding region runs from base 1 to 1356 and encodes 451 amino acids. Gene Ontology annotation, biological process: phosphate ion transmembrane transport; glucose-6-phosphate transport. The transcript is spliced from 9 exons. Gene Ontology annotation, molecular function: structural constituent of ribosome; glucose 6-phosphate:phosphate antiporter activity. Gene Ontology annotation, cellular component: endoplasmic reticulum membrane; cytosolic small ribosomal subunit. NCBI's taxonomy places the organism in Eukaryota, Metazoa, Chordata, Lepidosauria, Squamata, Sphaerodactylidae.